Messenger RNA from Vespula vulgaris, 1206 nucleotides. RefSeq names its product DBF4-type zinc finger-containing protein 2 homolog. The coding region runs from base 1 to 1143 and encodes 380 amino acids. The record is from RefSeq and is a predicted model, not a curated record. NCBI's taxonomy places the organism in Eukaryota, Metazoa, Arthropoda, Insecta, Hymenoptera, Vespidae. The transcript has 3 exons.
AUGGUGGUGGACAUGGUAGACAUGGCGGUGGACAAGGUGCACAUGGCACGCAUGGUGGACAAGGUGGAAAGGGUGCACAUGGUGCGCACGGUGAACAAGGUGCACAUGGCAUACAUGGUUGACAAGGUGUACAUGGUGGGCAAGGUGAACAUGGCGGACAAGGUGCGCAUGGCGGGCAAGGCGAGCAAAAAACCAUGUGAGUGGGAUGAACCACCAUGUCCGCCACCUACUUAUUGUCCAGUUAUGAAUUGUUGUGAUCCAUGUUGCGAACCUGUCAAACGGUGUAAAAGCUUCGAUCUUCGUGCAAGUAUAAUGCAUCGAUGUGAAUGUAUCAGGAGGAAUGGUUUACAAGAUAGAUGCAUGAUGUGGGAUUGCAUGGGCCGACCUGAAUGUAUGACAAAACUGUAUCCAGUGUGUGGACCUGGAACUUGUGCACUUCUGAAGCUAACAGAUUUAGGGGAUAUAAAUGUAGCUCUUAAGAAGUUUCACUGUGCAGAUCAAGCAAGAGAAUCUGCAUUAGCGGCAUAUUGCAGACUUGUUUGCAAUAACGCUUAUCCAACAAAAUGUCCUCCACAGCCAUGUUUACCAGCUUGCCCAUCACCUGUAUGCCCCCCACCAUGUAUAACUUGCUGCUCACCUUCCCCUUGUUAUACACCUUGUUCACCUUGUCCACCAUGUUCACCUUGUCCACCUUGUCCACCUUGUGAUCCUUGUGGCCCUUGUGUCCCUUGCAGCCCCUGUGGCCCUUGCGGCCCCUGUGGCCCUUGCGGCCCCUGUGGUCCUUGCGGCCCCUGUGGCCCUUGCGGUCCCUGUGGCCCUUGUGAUCCUUGUGGUCCAUGUGUACCUUACGCUCCUUGCAGUCCUUGCGCCCCUUGUGGUCCUUGCGCCCCUUGUGGUCCUUGCGCCCCUUGUGGUCCUUGUGUCCCUUGUGGUCCUUGCGCCCCUUGUGGUCCUUGUGUCCCUUGCGGUCCUUGCGGUCCUUGCGGUCCUUGCGUUCCUUGCGGACCUUGCGGUCCUUGUGGCCCUUGUGAUCCUUGUGGCCCUUGUGAUCCGUGUGUUCCAUGUGUACCAUGUCCACCACCAUGUCCUCCGCCGUGUCCACCACCCUGUUUACCUUGCAUGCCAUGCUGUACACCAUGUUAAACACUUAUAUGUGUAGAUAUAUAUUUUAUAUUAUCCCAUGUUAAUUUUGACAUAAAAAAUUAC